This is a messenger RNA of Neltuma alba, 3798 nucleotides long. RefSeq lists its product as uncharacterized. The coding region runs from base 534 to 3365 and encodes 943 amino acids. The transcript has 7 exons. The record is from RefSeq and is a predicted model, not a curated record. Lineage: Eukaryota; Viridiplantae; Streptophyta; Magnoliopsida; Fabales; Fabaceae.
UCUCGACGAGCCAUCAGUUGUCAACACCCUUCUUUGCCUCUCACUUCCACUGUCCUGCCUAAGAUUUUUCACAUCCUCAAUGCUUUGGAUGCUGUUUUUCUCGCUCCGAUAUAGCAAAUACCGAAAUACUGCUCAUUGAACUUCCGCCUUGUUAGUAAGAGCCUAUUGUUUUCACUUGUAAAGUCUUCAGUUCGAAUGGGCAAACGGCAAUUAAUAGUGUUCCUUUCGGUCUUCUCUGGCCUAUCUCAUUCUCCCCUGUACAAGUAUAACUGCUGUUGGUCUGUGUGAUAUGCUUAUCAGAAGUAGCAUUCGUUGCUUGUGGCAAUUAUGGUGUUAAUGUGAAGAAACUUGAUUAGUGCAGCACUUCAUUAACAUGUCAAUGUGAUUAUUCAGGACCAGAUGCUUGAUUGGAAGGAUUAGCAGCGGCUGUAUCCAUGCUUUGCAGUUAGUGUAGCGGCAUAUAAGGCUGCUGGGAUUAUAAAUUUAUAAUUGAUUUCUCUCGCACAAAAGGUUUAUUUACAUUUGCUUCAAGAAUGGGAGUUGAGAAAGAAGGAACAAAAAGUGGAGGAGGACACGUCGGUGGGUUUUUCCAGUUGUUUGACUGGACCUCAAAAUCUCGGAAGAAAUUGUUUGCUUCUAAGUCAGACGCACCAGAAUCUUUGAAGCAGGGGAAAAAAGUUGAUGCCAGCUUAGCAAUGACACGGCCUUAUGUGGGGGUGAAUGAAGAUGAAAUUGGAGCCGGUGCAAGUGUCAGAGGAAGUGAUCAUAGUUAUGCUUCAUCAGUUACAGAUGAUGAAGCAUGUGGAACAAGAGUCCCAGGCGUCGUUGCUCGGCUUAUGGGAUUAGAUUCUCUACCCCCUUCUGGUUUUCCUGAGCCCUAUUCUUCUCCAUAUUUUGAUGCCCGAUCUCUUCAAGAUGCUCAAUAUUGCAGGAAAAACCUGAGCUACCAGCAUGAUCAGGCCAUUUAUUCUGGAAAUUUGCUUGAAAAAUUUGAGGGCUCUUCAAGGAACUUCGUGGAACAAAGGUCCCAAAAGAUCCUUAGCAGGCCAAUUGAGAAGUUCCAAACCGAAGUAUUGCCACCUAAGUCAGCUAAAUCAAUUCCUGUCACACACCAUAAGCUUUUGUCACCUAUCAAGACUCCUGGCUUUAUUCCAAGCAACAAUCCUGCUUAUAUAAUGGAAGCGGCUGCAAGGAUUAUUGAACCUGGGCCCCAGGCUACUGCAAAGCCUAAAACUCCAUCGAUAGCUUCAUCUUCUGUAUCAUUGAAGGUUCGAGGUCUUAAAGAAAAAGCAGAGGCUUCACAAAAAGGAUCUCUUUCUGGAUUAUCUACCAUGACAUCUAGAGCCAGAGAUUUGAAAGAAAAAAGAGAGGUUUCUCAAAGAACAAUUAGGCUUUCUGAACCUUCUCAAAAAAUGGUUGAGUCAAAUGCUGUCAAGUAUCUAAAGGGACAGUCUUUAAACAAAAGUUGGAAUGGAUCUCUGGAUUCAUCCAAUGGAUCUACUGAUGCAGGAGAAGAUUUAUCUUUACAGAAUAAAGGAAAGUCUGUUUCUCUUGCAAUUCAAGCAAAAGUGAAUGUUCAAAGGCGGGAAGGCUUGAGUUUGAAUGGCAGUAGAGGUUUGGCGGGCCAGAAAGAACACCAUGAGCCUAAAACCAACCCACCAUCAAAGACUAAGGCUCAAAAGAAGCUGCAGAAAAAGUCUUCUGUGCAAGGUACUGCGGGUGUUCUCCGCAAAAACAAUCAAAAACAGAAUUGUUCAGUUGACAAGGGCAAGUUACCAUCAAAGCCAUCGAUUUCCAAUGAUAGGAAAGUUCUGUCAGGGGGUUCCCCCUAUGGGCGCCAUAGAAGUUCUAAUAGUAGAUCUACUGGGAAAUCCAAAAGUGGUACCAGGAAGUCAAGCUUGGGUGCAUCAGAUUGUGAAAAUGAAGUUUUAUAUACCAGUACAAAUAAUUUCCCUAGAAAGAAAAGGUCCACAGACAAGGACUGGAAUGAUCGGGUUGUGGAUAAUAUGUUCAUUGACAAAACAAAGAAGCCUAUUGAGUCUAAUCUAGAAGGUAAGGACAGCUUUAGUUGGGCAGGAGAAGUCAAAAGGAAAGACAUGGAUGUUGUUUCCUUUACGUUUACCACACCAUUGGCAAGAAAUAACAAUGGCUUUGAUGCAUCUGGGCAAGUUGGUCAGAAGGUCAAUGGCUGUUCCUUGGAUCACCACAUUAAACAAGUAUUGAUUGAGUCAGACAAUGCAACAACUCCAGUAGGAUACAAUGUAAUAGCUGGUGAUGCCUUGAGUGUUCUUUUAGAACAGAAACUGAAGGAAUUUAUGUAUGGAGUCGAGACUUCAUGUAACAGUUCUUCUAAAGACAGGACAUCUUCUAGUAUUGCAUCAAACUCAGUAGACCCGUCAUCUUCCCCGAGUUUAGUUAACCUCCUCCCGAGAUUGCAACAAAAGGACCAAGACAUGCUAUCUACAGAUACAUUAUGCGCCAGGCACUAUUCUGAUAUCUCCCUCACUAGUCUUCCUGAAGUAACAUCAAAACAUAAGUCAUUGGUUUUUGAUGGGAUGAAGGAGUUUAGGUCCAAUCAUAUCGAAUCACCGCUAUUCAACGGUCGACACCCAAGUCCAAUCUCUGUUCUUGAACCUUCUUUCUCAAUUGAAAGUUGUGAAUCUCUAGUCAGCACAAAUGCUACUAAUAGCACAGGAGAAAGCAAGUUGUGCUCAUUUGUGCAAGCUCAAGAAGUCUUUGACCCGAACACUUCAAGGAAGUCUUAUCAUGCAGAAGCUGAUACUGAGCUGUCGGAUUCAGCUUCUUCAACAUCAACUGGAACCAUUGUAAAGAAGCGUACAGAUGCAUUUUCUAUCAUGAAAUUUGGAAGAUCAAGUACAUGGGAACUGGACUACGUGAAAGAAAUAUUGUGUAAUGUGGAACUGAUGUUUAUGGACUUUGCCCUGGGUCAAGCACGAGAGGUUGUGAGCCCCCAUCUAUUCAAUCAGCUGGAAAGUAUGAAAGAAAGGUCUGAGAACGUUGGUGGUGAGCCUAGGAUAAACAGGAAAGUUAUUUUUGAUUGUGUGAGUGAAUGCAUGGACAUAAGAUGCAAGCGUUAUGCAUGUGGGAGUUACAAAAUGUGGGCCAAAGGAGUUAUGAUGGUGAGAAAGAAGGAACGGUUGGCAGAGGAAGUGCACAAGGAGAUUUCUGGUUGGGGAGCCAUGGGGGAUUCAAUGGUUGAUGAACUUGUAGAUAAGGACAUGAGCAACCAAUAUGGAAGAUGGCUAGAGUUUGAUGUUGAUGGUUUUGAACUAGGGGCAGAAGUUGAGGAUCAAAUACUUGAUUCUUUGGUCAAUGAUUUUGUUGCUGAAAUCUUGCAAUAUUAACAUCUAAAGGGGUUUGCGAUUGUGAGAAAGGAUGAAUGAUUGGCAUCUCAAGCGUCCAAGGAGAUUUCUGGUUGGGGGCAGAUGGCUAGAUUUUGAAUCCCUAGUUCCCCACUUUGGGGGGUGCGUGAUUAAGAUUUUUUUGGCACUGUCUCAAAGUGGAUUAUAAAUUAUAAAGUUCAUACAAAGAUCACAUAAGUCAUUUGUAUAUGUUGCUUCACUGUCCUUUACUGAGAGGGAUUGAUAUCUUGAUUUUCCUGUUGGCCAAACGAAGAAGUACCUUGAUUUUCCUUGUAUCAGCCAUCAUAGCUGUGACUCAUUGUCAAUCAAGCAGCAGUUUUCUUUGGUAAACUCGGCUUAUAUAUAUUCAUUAGUCAUUCUUGAAUUUAAUUUACAAAUGAAUAAGAGCCAUUAGCUCACAGAUUAUUUGAGUGCC